GACGGACCGCGAACACCAGAGUGUGCCUGUGCCCUCCUCGCUCCCUCCGUUUGGCAAAGCUUUGAGACGCUGAUUUGAUGCCCCAUGUUGCAACAUCGCCAACAUCGAAAUGAAUAAAUUAUACGAAAGUGAAAUCAAUUUGCAUUAGGGCCGCCGACUAGCGAAUGGCCCCCACUCGCACCCCAAGACGAGCGUGUGGAGGAGGAGGAAUCCUGCAGUACUGUGCCAAGAAGUGUGGCAAGUGAGGGGGGCUGACAAAUUACAUUACAGUGUCAGGCAAGGGCGAGUGACAUCAGGCAUCUGGCAUCAGACCUCUGCCUGCGACGCAUGUGAGGACGUGGACGUGGACCUGGAGCUGGAGACUGGAGACCUCGCGCCUCACCUGCCAGCCGCCGCCUGACAGUUGUCGACGGGACACGGGUCGGGACUGUGGCGUCUUAGGUUACGCUGCCCUGCCUCCCUCCCCCGUUCUCGGUGGUGACCUGUGAUCUAGCCUCGGGGGCUAGUUUUUGACAGCUUUGACAGGAUUUGUCAGUCAGCGUCAGCCCGCAGAAGUAUGCUACGCAGCUGCGUGUGCCUGCGAUCCGACGAGGAUGGCAAGCGGCGCGGCUCCUCCGUCGAAGACGCCUCGUCGUGCCGCUCAUCGGAAAUAGAGCGCGUGGGUGCCAGCAUGCAGACGCUGGGUCCGAGCGGGCAGCCCCAGUCGGUGGCCGCCCAGACGACCACACGGGCCUCCAGUCUGCUGCAGUUCUUCCACAGGAAAGGUUGGUGCAAGCACUUUCGCAAGCCGCUGCGGGGAAUGAGCGCCUCCCGGGCCGAGAAAACGAUUCUCAUGGACCCGAGCCAGAAAGACGACGACACCCUCCGUCUCGGUCUCCGUCUCCGUCACCGUCAAACCGAAGGAACACCACCAGAGAAAGCCCCCAUGGCUUGUUGGGCCGUUGCUAUCAGAGCGGCUAUAUUUAUCCAGAAAUGGUAUCGCAGGCAUCAGGCACGUCGCGAAAUGAUGAGGCGCUGCAAUUGGCAGAUAUUCCAGAAUCUAGAGUACGCCAGCGAACAGGACCAGGCUGAGCUGUACAAAUUCUUCAAUGACCUCAUCAAACAUAUGCCCCAGGCCGCGGGCAGGAAAAAUCAACAUCAUGGCGAAUCCAUAAUUUCCCUUCUGGACGAAAAGGACGAUAUGAUGGAUGAGCUCGGGGAUACUGUGAAUGCCAAAAUAGAGAUGCCAAUUCGAAAGAGUCACAUUGAUCUCCUGAUUGACGUCUUCCGCAAGAAACGGGGCAACCGAUUGCAUCCGAAAUAUGUGGCGCUGAUCCUGCGCGAGGGUGCCAAGUCCCUUAAGCAGUUGCCGAACAUCUCCAUGGUGUCCACUGCUGUGUCGCAGCAGGUCACUGUCUGUGGCGAUCUGCACGGAAAACUCGACGAUCUUCUUGUGGUGCUGCACAAGAACGGUCUUCCUUCAUCUUCCAAUCCUUAUGUGUUCAACGGGGACUUUGUGGAUAGGGGCAAGCGGGGACUGGAGGUGCUGCUGUUGCUUCUGUCUCUGUAUCUGGCAUUUCCCCAGGCGGUUUUCCUGAACCGCGGCAAUCACGAAGACAGCGUCAUGAAUGCCCGCUAUGGAUUCAUUCGCGAAGUGGAGGGCAAGUACCCCCGGAACCACAAGCGACUGCUGGCUAUCAUAGACGAGGUCUACAGAUGGCUUCCACUAGGCUCCGUUCUCAACAGUCGAGUGCUGAUCGUCCACGGUGGCAUUUCCGACAACACCAGCUUGGACCUCAUCAAGAGCAUCGAUCGGGGCAAGUACGUAUCCAUUCUGCGACCACCGCUCACAGACGGCGAGCCUCUGGAUAAAACCGAAUGGCAACAGAUCUUCGAUAUCAUGUGGAGCGACCCCCAGACCGUGAUGGGAUGCGUUCCAAACACACUGCGAGGUGCUGGUGUUUGGUUUGGCCCCGACGUCACCGAGAAUUUCCUGCAGCGCCACCGACUCAGCUAUGUCAUACGGUCCCACGAGUGCAAGCCCAACGGACACGAGUUCAUGCAUGACAACAAGGUAAUCACAAUCUUUUCGGCAUCCAACUACUAUGCGAUUGGCUCCAAUAAGGGCGCCUACAUACGACUCAACAACCAGUUGAUGCCGCAUUUUGUGCAGUACAUAUCGGCGGCCUCGCAGUCGAAGCGUCUGUCCUUUAAGCAGCGCAUGGGCAUGGUGGAGAGCUCUGCUCUGAAGGAGCUCGCCGUGAAGAUGCGCGACUAUCGCGAUGAGCUGGAGGAUGAGUUCAAGAAGUUCGAUCCGGACAACACCGGAUGUAUAACCAUUACGAACUGGUGUUAUGUGAUGGAGAAGGUCACAAAGCUGGGACUGCCCUGGCGUCUCCUGCGCGAUAAGCUGGCUCCUGGCACCGACAGCCACAUGGUCAACUAUUAUACCACCUUGGAUCUACUGGAUACGGACGUGAUCCUGGAGGCCGAGGCAGAUGGGACCUCAGUCAUGGACGCUUUGUAUGCGAACAAAGCCAGUUUGGUGGCCAUCUUCAAUAUCAUAGAUGCUGACGAUUCUGGGGAGAUAACUCUGGACGAAUUCGAAACAGCGAUUGAUCUGUUGACGGCACACAUGCCGGGCGCCUAUUCCAAGGAGGAGAUGCUGGAGAAGUGUCGUAUGAUGGAUCUGAAUGGGGAUGGCAAGGUGGAUCUGAACGAGUUCCUGGAGGCCUUCAGGCUGAGCGAUGUGCAAAGGAAGCAGCAACAGGAUGAGAACACACGAAGGCGUUCGGAGGUCAGGGCCUCAACCAAACCCUCGGACCCCGUCACCGAGCUGGCGGAUAGAAUAUCACGGAAUACGGUCAUUGUAGAGCAAGAUAUAGACCCAUCCGACUGCGAGGCUAAAGUAAUCAAACCCAAUAAGGCCUAAAGGCUCCAUCGUGACAUCCAGGGUUAGUCCAUGACUCCGUGGCUGGUGGAAGACCAAAAGAAUCUGUUUAUUUAAACACGAAAUCCCAGGAAAAUUGUUUCUCAUUUACGAAUUAUACUCGUUCAGUUCUCCGCAGCAUUUCUGAAGAUCAUUUGUGUGUGUUUUUUUAUCGGUUACCCCGGAUCAUUUAUAGUAUUUUCGCAAUAUUCAAACAUCGGACAUAAAUUUAAUAGAUACAUGUGAAUAUAUUUAUAAAAUAUGAAUUAUGAGAUCUCUGCGAAAGCUAAACUACGGACAGCAAAGUCAUGACACAUUUUGGCUCGUCUGCCGGCCAUUCCCGAAUGCUUUUGAUUUAUAGACCAUUAUAGAACGUCAUUUAAUACACGUAUAAACCUGUAAUAAUCGUAUUGUGCACUUUAUAGCUCGUGCUUUCUUCAAGUAUAGCCAAGUAUCGUGCACAUUUGUUAUAGCUACAGUAAAAGCGUAUAAAUACUAUAAAAGUUAGAGAUACAUAUAUACAGAAACAUAUGUACUAUAUAUGGAGUAAUUGCAACGCUUAAGACCUAAGCCAAUGGGAUCAACAUGAAUUUUUUUGUUUUUUUUUUAAAUACUGCUAGUACCAGAAUUUUGUAAUAAAAGCAACAUCUAAACGUUGAUGCUGAUGUUAAAGACAUAUACUAUUCCUAUCUAUAAUUAUAAAUACUAUUAAACCCAAGCCAAUUAAAGAAUAUACCACUCCAAAUAAAUCUUCAUAAAGCUGCACAAUUUUGAAUGAAACGAAUCGCAAGAAAUUACAGAAAUUAUAAAAGAAAGAAAUGGCUUCCGAAAGUACCUCUUUUAUUAUUUAAGAAUAAUUUCACAACUAAAAAAUGCAUAUUUGGGAAAGUUCUGUGCACGGCUUGUAGGAUUCUAUUAAAUGUUAUUUAAGUUUGGUUAAGGAUCUAUCAAAAUAAAUGAACACACCAAGGAAAAUUGGUUGCAAGAAAAAUUA
This is a messenger RNA of Drosophila persimilis, 3902 nucleotides long. It is a transcript of the gene rdgC, whose product is annotated as serine/threonine-protein phosphatase rdgC. Gene Ontology annotation, cellular component: cytosol; nucleus. Gene Ontology annotation, molecular function: protein binding; calcium ion binding; iron ion binding. The transcript is spliced from 14 exons. Gene Ontology annotation, biological process: detection of stimulus involved in sensory perception. Lineage: Eukaryota; Metazoa; Arthropoda; Insecta; Diptera; Drosophilidae. The record is from RefSeq and is a predicted model, not a curated record. The coding region runs from base 557 to 2911 and encodes 784 amino acids.